Molecule: messenger RNA, 1582 nt
Organism: Oryza brachyantha (malo sina)
Lineage: Eukaryota; Viridiplantae; Streptophyta; Magnoliopsida; Poales; Poaceae
Product: transcription factor SRM1-like
Exons: 2
Coding region: 103-1434 (443 amino acids)
Molecular function (GO): DNA binding
Source: RefSeq, a predicted model, not a curated record
CCUCUCUCUAACAAAAAAAAAAAAUCAAACCAAAAGAAAAAAUAAAAGAAGAAAAAAACUACGGCCGGCGUCGCGCCAGCGCCCAGCGGCCACCCCCACGCCAUGUCCCCUCCCCGUCCCCGUCUGCGUCUGCCGCUGUCCCCUUCCUCCCACUCGCACUCCCCGCCGAGACGCUGCACUCCGCCACCCAGCGCGGUGAAACAAAAAUAUCCCCUUCCCCCCCGACCGCCUCGCGGUAACAUCCCCACCACGGCCGCCGCGGUAGAUCUCCUCCUCCUCGUCUCGGCUUCUCUCAUCUCUCUCUCCCUCCUCGGAGGAAGCCCCCAAUUUAUUCCGCCGCCCGAAACCCGCAGCCUCCCCACAAGGAGCCAAACCAGAGGCCGAAUUAAAUCUCUCUCCCCCUUAUCCCGCCGCCGCAAUUCCUCCCUUCCCAGAAAUCUCUCUGCGCCGCCGCGGCCGCCGCGAAUUCUGUGGCGUUGUUUAGGGUUUGAGGUCCGGGGGUGGGGCAUGGCUGUGGAGGAGGCGAGCAGCAGCAGUGGGGGUGGGGGUGGGAGUGGGGAGGAGGGUGGUUGUGGGGGGUGGACACGCGAGCAGGAGAAGGCGUUCGAGAACGCGCUGGCGGCCACGCUGGGGGAGGACGAGGACGAGGACGAGGAGGGGGACGGGAUGUGGGAGAGGAUAGCGGAGGCGGUGGAGGGGAAGACGCCCGACGAGGUCAGGCGGCACUACGAACUGCUGGUGGAGGACGUCGACGGCAUCGAGGCCGGCCGGGUUCCGCUCCUCGUGUACGCCGGCGACGGCGGGCCGGAGGAGGGCUCCGCCGGGGCUGGGAAGAAGGGCGGGGGAGGAGGGGGCCAUGGGGACAAGGGGUCGGCUAAGUCGGCUGAGCAGGAGCGCAGGAAAGGGAUCGCCUGGACGGAGGACGAGCACAGGCUGUUCCUUCUUGGACUUGAGAAGUACGGCAAAGGUGACUGGAGGAGCAUCUCAAGAAACUUUGUAAUCUCAAGGACACCCACCCAAGUAGCUAGUCAUGCACAGAAGUAUUUUAUUCGCCUGAACUCAAUGAACAGAGAGAGGCGGCGAUCAAGUAUACACGACAUAACCAGCGUGAACAAUGGAGAUGCAUCUGCUACUCAGGGGCCAAUAACAGGUCAACCAAAUGGCCAACCAACAAAUCCUGGAAAACCCUCUAAGCAAUCUCCACAGCCUGCAAAUGCACCUCCAGGCGUCGAUGCUUACGGCACUACAAUUGGACAACCAGUUGGUGGUCCUCUCGUGUCCGCAGUUGGCACCCCGGUUACACUCCCUGUUCCUGCUGCACCACAUAUAGCGUAUGGCAUGCAUGCCCCAGUCCCUGGAGCUGUAGUACCUGGUGCCCCAGUAAACAUGCCUCCAAUGCCGUAUCCAAUGCCGCCGCCAACAUCCCAUGGAUGAGGGCUUUGAAUGCUACAGUGCUUCUAGACAAACUCAUAAUAUCUGUGUUAUUUAGCGUUUGAAUGAAUGCUGUCAUGAUGCCUUAAUAAAGCAAUAUCAAUAAACUCUUGUACAUUACAGAUGGUUAUUGAAUGUAGCAUUUUGAGGA